AUGAUCCCUGUGCUCAACAUGAACAGCAUCCAUUGCCACACCACCGUGGCUAUCCCUGCAGUUGGUGGCAGUGGCGGGGCAGGCUUGAACAGCAGCGGUUCUGGCAGCGGCGGUCCACGGUUGGCGACAGGGCGGCAAAUCUCUCCUCGAACCUCGUACCUGACCUCCCCGGGAGAGACGUCGAGCUUGCCGUCGGCGCACCUCCAGCGGCGUGCGGCGGAUGUGGCCAGCGUGCUAGAGAUGAACCCGCUACAAUGCCACAGCGUCGGCGACCUGCAGCGCAAGCUGAUCGAGACAGCGGAGUGGGUGGUGAAGCUGCGCCACUGGUACACACAUCAGCUCCAGGAGCGAGAUCUGUGGUGCGAGAACCGCCUGAGAGGCUUGGAGGACUCCUUCCGUGCAGCCUUGGCCGCCUCCACCGCAGCGGGAACGGCACACGCCACGGCUGGUGCGGGUGCGGUCUACACCGCCACAGAGGGCAGCUUCACGGAGCACGCGGCCCCUUCUACUAUCUCCGCCUCCCGCGCCGUCGCCAGCGGGGCGCCUGCGGGCAGUGCGAUAGCGGCGACUGCUUCUGCGCCCGCGGACAAGGAGGCCGGUAGUGGCACACCGCUGCGGCACCGUAGUCGCGCCCACAAGAACUCGGCUUCAGAGGUAUCCGAAGCUGGCGCCAACGCUGCAAAAAGUUCUCAUCCAGUCGAACGGAACCAGGCAGCAGCAGCAGCAGGCACUGCCGCUGGCGUAGCGGGCGGCGGUCACAGUGGCGACGGAUGCGGCAGCGCCCCACUACGCGCGGGCUCGCCAAAGCGGUCAGCGCUGUUGCCCAUCGCGCAAGACCGCCUCACAGCCUCUGCCGGUUCCCCUGGUCGGCAGCCGCUGCACCCGGAGGACAACGAGCCUCCGUGCACUAGCGUGGCAGCCAUCGUGAUCAAUCGAGGUGAGUCUCGUCCGACCCUCGCGGCGCGCGCCGUUGCAGUCACGACGCCGGGGAUUGUGGAAGGCGACUACGACGCACCCGGUGUACCACACCAUCCAUCAGCGUCCCCGCACCCACGCGUCAGCCGCGCCGGAAGCAUCUCUUUCACAUCCUCCACCGUGCGUACACAGGUCAUCGGCAUCCCUGCGGCCAGUGCUGUCAGAGUGCGCAGGGAUGUACACUCUUCCAGGAUACCGCUGAGUGGUCGGCCGGCGUCAGCGAAUGCACUGCUGUCGACUGCUGGUGCUGCGACAGAGUCCCCGGGCCGCCUCUCCGCCAGAGCGGGUGGCAGCGGAGGCCGCAGGAGUGAUGUCGCGCAGAGCGAGCGUAGGGGAUACUACGCUUCCUUAUCACGCACGGGGUCUGGCAGCAUCAAUAUCAGCUUGCCGCACUGUGCCCAGUACUUGGACGCCAACACUUCACGGAACCCCAUCGCGGCAGAGGUAAACACGGGAAACAGCGCCACUGACGUUGCCGCCCCGGCGUUCCACAAGACGGCUCCUCACUUCAGCAAGUACCUCUAUCUCCUAACCAGCGGCGACGACAACCACAGUCGCAAACCGAAGCGGCGCAGCCUCAGCAGCAGUGGAGGUCGUCACGUGAGUCGAGUGUACCCAACCAGGGAGGUGAAGCAGAGCGCCACGGGUCACGGCGCCUCUAGCCAACACCGAAAAGGAACCGGGAACACCGACGCAAGUCGGCACAGCUCGCCCAGUUGUUUCAUCCGCCAGCAGUCGUGGACAUGA
Leishmania major strain Friedlin is the source of this 1722-nucleotide messenger RNA. RefSeq lists its product as hypothetical. Bases 1 to 1722 code for a protein of 573 amino acids. The record is from RefSeq and is a predicted model, not a curated record. Lineage: Eukaryota; Euglenozoa; Kinetoplastea; Trypanosomatida; Trypanosomatidae. The transcript has a single exon.